GUCAACUUGGGAAAUUCUUGAACGCUCUCCCCCGCGAAGUCUUCUGGAAACUUGGAUGGGUGGCGACGCCAACUUCGGAGUAGAGAGAAGCUCUGUUCGAAAAAAUGAGUCAUGGGUCAUUGAUGGAAAUAGGCGAGAGUGGCGUUCUUCGACUGGCUGGGCCAUGUAGCCCUGGUUGCAGUGAGCAAUUAUCUGAGGCACUGUCUCACAAAGGGAUCAUUGCGUGGUGUUGCAAUACAGUCGAAGAGCAAUACGUUCCGAUGAAAAAAAAUUUGGAGGGGUCAUGAUUUUUCACAAUAGGUAGAAGAGGCUAA
Molecule: messenger RNA, 314 nt
Organism: Cantharellus anzutake
Lineage: Eukaryota; Fungi; Basidiomycota; Agaricomycetes; Cantharellales; Hydnaceae
Exons: 3
Coding region: 105-287 (60 amino acids)
Source: RefSeq, a predicted model, not a curated record